AUGAUCGUCAAGGUUCCUUCCAAACCACCCCAAUACGCGAUGUUACGGAUAAAUAAGGGUCCAAACGCUGCUUCGUUUGACAGUCAGGAAGACGCUGAACUCUUACCCGUGUUUUAUGACGCUCAAUCAUACGCAAAAACUUCUAUUUCUCUCCCCAAGGCCCCAAGCGGAGUAAAACGACACCUCGCGGUCAAGCUCCAGCAACUACCGAUAGUGUCCGCUGUGGGCUCAACAAUAUACAAAGUUCAAGGCGAAACACUGCAUUCGAUGGUUGUUGUAGAUUGGAAAUCUCCUGUUGCUCUUGUAAACAAACCCCAGCAGGCGUACCUGCUUGUUUCUCGGGUUGUUUCUCGUCAUGCUUUUGCAACGCUAUCGCUGUUUACGAACGAUUAG
Molecule: messenger RNA, 393 nt
Organism: Phytophthora nicotianae INRA-310
Lineage: Eukaryota; Oomycota; Peronosporomycetes; Peronosporales; Peronosporaceae
Exons: 1
Coding region: 1-393 (130 amino acids)
Source: RefSeq, a predicted model, not a curated record